Cololabis saira (Pacific saury) is the source of this 4197-nucleotide messenger RNA. Its product is annotated as vitamin D3 hydroxylase-associated protein-like. Lineage: Eukaryota; Metazoa; Chordata; Actinopteri; Beloniformes; Belonidae. Bases 328 to 2088 code for a protein of 586 amino acids. Gene Ontology annotation, biological process: fatty acid catabolic process. Gene Ontology annotation, molecular function: amidase activity; fatty acid amide hydrolase activity. The record is from RefSeq and is a predicted model, not a curated record. The transcript is spliced from 16 exons.
GCUCAAUUUGAUCCUUUUUUAUGAGAACUCAAAGUAUAGGCCAAAGGGAUGAGGUAAAACCUCACACCUGUCAUCUACUGUGUGCGAGGAGGAGCUCUAAGUUAACCCUGCCUGUCACCAACUGCGAGGGCAAGAGAUCAUUUUCUCCACUGAAAAGAGUGAAGAAUGAACUCAGGACAAUCAUGACACAGAAGCGGCUGUCCGCACUCUCACUGAUGCCAAUUGAAUCAGAUCUGGUUAAAGAAAUUGACUUUGAGGAUCUGAUCGACAACUUUUCAUCCACAAAAGUCAAGGAAGAAGAUCUAAGUUGGACACAGCAGGGACACCAUGCAGGUCCCAGACAGACUCCUUCAUGCAGUGAACUUGGAGCGGCGGACAGCGGCUCUCCUCACCACCGCCGCCUGCGGCGUGGGAGCUCUGCUGCUGCUGCUGCGGACCAGCGGCCGCCGAGCAGCCACGGAGCAGAUCCAGAGAGCCAGAAGCAGAAGGAGCGACAAUGUGCAGCAGGCGGAGCAGGCGGUGCUGCGGUACAAGCAGGCGCAUCCAUCGACCGACUCUGAUCAGAUCCUGUCACUGUCACUGUCUGAGUUGGCAAAGCAACUGCAGGAUGGCUCACUGAGCCCCGAUGACGUGUUGUACUCCUACAUGGAAAAGGCCCUUGCUACACACAAGAAGCUGAACUGCUGCACAGAAAUUCUACUGGAGAGCUUUGAUCAGCUGAAAACACUUGGCUCCAACAAAGACGGUCUGCUGUACGGAGUUCCAGUUAGCAUCAAAGACAAUCUCUCAUAUCAGGGUCACGACUGCACUUGUGGUGUGAUCCCUAAUCUGGAUAAACCUGCCCCAAAGGACAGUGUGCUUGUGGAAGUUCUGAAGAAACAAGGAGCUAUACCCUUCGUUAAAACAAACCUACCCCAAGCCCUAUUAAAUUAUGACUGCAGUAACCCCAUUUAUGGUCAGACUGUGAACCCCCAUAAUGCUCAGAAAACCUCUGGAGGUUCGUCCGGUGGGGAAGGGGCUCUCAUUGGGGGAGGGGGCUCCAUCCUUGGUAUAGGGACUGACAUAGGAGGUAGUAUCCGUAUUCCCUCCUCAUUCUGCGGGAUCUGUGGUUUUAAGCCAACAUCGGGUCGGCUGAGUUCACAGGGUUCAAUUUCCAUCAAUCGAGGUCAAAAGUCUGUACUAUCAUCUGCUGGACCCAUGGCAAGGGAUGUGGACAGUCUGGCACUGUUUAUGCAGGCUCUUCUCUGCGAUCACAUGUUUUCCCUGGACCCCACUGUGCCACCAUUACCUUUCAAUCUGCAGAUUUACCAGAGUUCCAGACCUCUGAGGAUCGGUUAUCUAGAAAACGACGGCUACUCGUACCCUUCUCCAAGCAUGGCCCGCAGCGUCCGAGAGGUUAAAGCUCUGUUAGAGGAAGCAGGGCACACUUUGGUGCCAUACUCUCCUCCGAAGAUAAAUUAUGCUGUCACUGAACUGAUACUUAAAGGUGUUUUAGCUGAUGGAGCAACCAGCAUCAUACAGAAGCUGAAGGGGGGUCCUGUGGACCCUUGUCUCAGACCUCAGGUUCAAAUGUACUCUGUCCCUAAGUGGUUGAAGAAAACCCUCUCGUUCCUCCUCAAACCUUUUUCUCCUCGCAUCCCUGCUGUCCUUCAGGCUCUCUGUGGAGUUGGAUCUGUUGCAGAUCUAUGGGAGCAUCAUGCUGCUAUCGAGGACUACAUUAGUGAGACGGUAGCAGAGUGGAGGCGGUGCAACAUAGAUGUGCUGCUGUGCCCCGUCAUCGGACCAGCCUACAACUUCUUGUACUGUGGCCAACUUACAUCUGUUGUCAGUUUCACAAUGCUUUACAAUCUCCUCAAUUUUCCUGCUGGUGUGGUGCCCGUUUCCACGGUGACGGUAGAGGAUGAGGAGGAGCUUAAGCACUUCCAGGGCAAUUAUCAAGACACCUGGGACAAGCUCUUUAAAGAGGCUGUGACUGGAGCUGAGGGUCUGCCCGUGGGGGUGCAGUGUGUGGCCCUGCCGUGGCAGGAUGAGCUCUGCCUUCGCUUCAUGAAGGAGGUGGAACGACUGGUUGAACAGAACAGAAAGUAGAGCGUGCUUCUGCUCUCAGUCCAAAAGGUGGGCCGGUCUCAAGUGGCUCAAGUGAAUGUCAGCUGAAGUUAAUUUUAAUCAAGGUUUUUUCAAUGAUCCGAGUACAACCAAACAAUGGUGUCAACCAACUUCAAAUUACAUAAUUUCAAAAUGUAGGUGAGUGUUUGAUAAUUUUUUAAUAAUCAACUUUUAGAUUUGGACUUUUUUUUUUUAAGAACAAAUGAAUUAAAAUGACUAUUCAAAAUGGAAAACAAAAAGCAGAGGUGGAAAUCCACGUGCUUCUUUCAUUGUCCUUCAACUCAUCCUGUGAUGCAUCUUUAUGAACUGCUCGCCAUGGACUUGAAGCUCUUCAGGAUUCCCAGCAGCUUUUGUACGGCUGAUUCAUCCUCUUCAACUGCCUUAGAACAGAUAUGCUGCACCCUGCCGUGCAGAUCCUCCUGGCACUUCUCAGAAAACAGACAAAUGGUUUGCAGCUGUGGUAAAAGCAGACGCCAGGUUGUUGGCAACAGUUCGCCUCUCCUCGUUGGUCUCUUGCAGCACAAGGUGGUACUGUUGCUGCGAUGCCUUUAGUUGCUGCACAGCCUCAUCAUAACCGCAAUUUACUUAGAAUUUACUUAGCUCAUGGUUGUGGCCCCCAAGCCACUGCUCCGGAAGGUUGGAGAUCUCCUCGUCAAUGUGGAUGGCUGCUCCAUCACCCCAUCCUCUGAGGUCCGCAACCUGGGAGUUAUCCUUGACUCCACCCUUUCUUUCCAGUCCCAUCACCAAAACAGAUUUUUAUCACCUCAGGAAUAUCUCCCGUCUCCGACCCUCACUCUCUGACUCUGUGGCAGAGACGCUCAUCCAUGCAUUCAUCACCUCCCGACUGGAUCAUUGCAAUGGAGUCCUGUCCGGGGUUCCCAGUAAAACCCUGGACAGGCUCCAGUAUGUGCAGAACUCAGCUGCCAGGGUUCUCACCCACACCAAGCCCUGGCAGCACAUCACCCCCACCCUCAUACACCUCCACUGGCUCCCGGCUAAGUUUCGAAUACGGUACAAAAUUCUCCUUCUCACCUACAGAUCCCUCCAUUCACUGGCCCCCCAAUACUUGUCCGAUCUCCUCCACCAAUACACUCCAUCCAGGAACCUGAGGUCUUCUGAUAUCUGACUCCUUUCCAUCCCCCGUACCCGUUUAAAAACUUUUGGAGACAGGGCUUUCAGCGUGGCCGCCCCCACCCUCUGGAACUCUCUCGCCCUUGAAAUCCGCCACUCCCUCACUCUCCACAGUUUCAAAGCACACCUCAAAACACACCUCUUCUCCUUGGCCUUCCCUGAAUAGGCUAAGGUCCCCUCCCGGGUUUUGUUUUGUUUGUUUGCCCUCCCUUUUGUAAAGCGACCUUGGGUACCUUGAAAGGUGCUAUAUAAGUAUAAGUUAUUAUUAUUAUUAUUAUUACUACUUGUGCUGUUUCAGAGAUUCCAGAUGACCGACGGUGGUCUCCAAUUCAUCUGCCAGUUCAGAGGCCUUAUUCUCAAGAUUGGCUUUAAAAGUCUCCAAGCUGCUGCGAUAGCUCUGGAGUUUUUUUAAGUCUGCCUGCAAUUUCACCUUUUCCAUCCUCUUGGUCAUUAGGCGGUCUGUCUGACUCUUUCUCCAGACGUUCAAACUCUGAACUGAGUAUUUGGUGUUUUUCUUCCAUCGAGGCCAGCAACGAUUCAUCAACGUUGUAAAGUUUGAUUUGGACUUUUGAAUCUUUUGCAUGAAGUUGUCAGGUCGGGGCCCUCCCGGGGUUGGUAGAGGGAGCAAUGCCCAGGACUGACUUAGGUAGGAGCACUGGGUGAUAAAAUGGGGGGGAGGGGGUGAUUAGGAUUUUGUUUUGUUAGAGAACGAAUGCUUUCUCUGAUCUGAUUUUCAGGAAUAAAACACAGUAACUGACUUUAAAGCUGUUAUUCCUCCACACUAGAAUUAAUUUUUUGGGGGCUUUCUCACCUAUUGUAAUGUAAUGCAUAUGUAGUAAAGUACUGGAUAUGAUCGAUCUUUCCCUCCUCUGAACUUAAGUGUCCUUCAUUGGGUGCAAAAUGAUUUUAAGGCUUGUUUGUAUACACUAACUAAGCUGCUGAAUAAAAUGGUUAAACUAG